This is a messenger RNA of Labrus bergylta (ballan wrasse), 924 nucleotides long. It is a transcript of the gene pth4, whose product is annotated as parathyroid hormone 4. Gene Ontology annotation, cellular component: extracellular region. Gene Ontology annotation, biological process: bone mineralization. Gene Ontology annotation, molecular function: hormone activity. The record is from RefSeq and is a predicted model, not a curated record. Lineage: Eukaryota; Metazoa; Chordata; Actinopteri; Labriformes; Labridae.
UGUCGGAUCAUCAGAGGAGCUGCUGUGUGUCGACAACAGAGACAAUAAGAUGCAGACAUCUCACAGACCUGUGCAGUGGCUCGCUGUCAUGCUUCUUAUCGUCUCCACAUCCGGACAGUGUGAACAGAACAAGAGUCGUCGAGCUGUAACCGAACACCAGCUGAUGCACGACCGCAGCCAAAACAUUCAGAGUCUCAAGAGACUCAUCUGGCUGUCCAGCGCCAUCGAGGGUCUCCACACAGCUCAGACCCGAUCUGCCUCUUUCAACCCCUCAAAGUCCCUGAACCUGCCUGUGAGUCCUGCUGCCGAGAGCCCCCAACCCAGCCGUGUCCAGAGCCUCCUGAGAGACUUCUUUAACAAUCCCUACCUGACCCAGCUGCCCGACAGAGAGCCCUGACACCACACUGAUGCACAAACAUGAAGCUACUGUUCAUACACAUACAAAAAGAUUUAUUGUUUUUUAUUUUAUCAAUAAAACGUAGACGGCACAACGACAAUAACAUCCACACUGCUCAGAAUUCUGUCCAGCUGCAGACACGUUUAACGUCAGGUGACCUGUUUGCUUUUUCUCCUCCUCACUCUCUCACUGCAGCAGAUAACAUAUUGUAGUCCUGAAGGUUUUCAGCAUCAUGAAGGUGGAUUUAAGAGAAACACUGUUUGUCAUCACUGUUCACAUCACACUGAUGUCGAGAGAUGGACAAUACAAAUAAAAAGUACAAAUGUUUUAGAGCAUGGGGACUCAUUUUUUUCCAGAAACAGAAAUAAGAGACACAGAAAUAGAGAAACAGAAACAUACUGAUAUGUUUAAUGAAACCUGUGUGUUUAUUGUGAUUGUGUACUGUCUUUAUAUUUGGACAUGUUGAACUUGAUGCUCUGGAAAGUUUGAUUUUGAACUGUCAUGCCAAUAAAGCACUUUGAAUUAGG